GCAAACUCCGACCACUCUCAUACCAAUGUCUCCGUCAGCACUAUCACAUGUGGUGGUCGCAGGAGCUGCCCUAGGGCUUGGCUACUACCUUGGAUCACGAUUAGGCACCCAGGACGCUGCACCUAUUGUCGCACCUACUGAGCCACCGUCAGAGCCGAAGAAUAUAGAGCCACCCAAGGCCGAACCAGUGGUGGACAGUGACGAAGAGGAUGACGCGCUUGCAGAUGGAGAUCUCGGCGCGGUCAAGGCAGGCUUCAUGCAACCUUGCAAAUUGGUCUUAGUCGUGCGAACGGAUCUCAAAAUGACCUCUGGAAAAAUAGCUGCACAACACGCAACAUUAGCAUGCUACAAGGCAUUAUCGAGGACAAACCCUGCGCUCGUGCAACAUUGGGAGAGGAUCGGUCAAGCUAAAAUUGCACUGAAAUGCUCGUCAGAGGACGAGCUCCUUGAACUCGAAGCAGUUGCCAAGAGUCUCAAUCUCUGCGCUCGAUCAAUACUGGAUGCUGGUCGUACACAGAUCGCGGCAGGUUCCCGCACUGUUCUAGGUAUUGGUCCAGCGCCCAUAGAUCUCAUUAACCAGGUGACAGGCCACCUGAGGCUCUUGUAGUCCCGGCGGGAUUCUUAUUUACGUGCUGUACAAGACGGCGACACCAAUCGUAUGCUUGCAUCGCCCAGUCACCC
Suillus clintonianus is the source of this 681-nucleotide messenger RNA. Its product is annotated as peptidyl-tRNA hydrolase PTH2-domain-containing protein. Gene Ontology annotation, cellular component: mitochondrion; cytosol. The transcript is spliced from 8 exons. Bases 26 to 607 code for a protein of 193 amino acids. The record is from RefSeq and is a predicted model, not a curated record. Gene Ontology annotation, molecular function: peptidyl-tRNA hydrolase activity. NCBI's taxonomy places the organism in Eukaryota, Fungi, Basidiomycota, Agaricomycetes, Boletales, Suillaceae.